Messenger RNA from Dunckerocampus dactyliophorus (ringed pipefish), 4071 nucleotides. RefSeq names its product Ro60, Y RNA binding protein (gene ro60). Bases 140 to 1756 code for a protein of 538 amino acids. The transcript has 9 exons. The record is from RefSeq and is a predicted model, not a curated record. Lineage: Eukaryota; Metazoa; Chordata; Actinopteri; Syngnathiformes; Syngnathidae. Gene Ontology annotation, molecular function: RNA binding. Gene Ontology annotation, cellular component: ribonucleoprotein complex.
AUGUGUGAAUGAACCCAGUUUCCCAGCAUUCAUUGCGGUACAGUCUCCAGUUGUCUCCGUGAAUAUCAGAGGGAGGCCUUUCAACGGGUACAUACAUUAAACCCAGUGCGCCUAUAUUGCGGUUGCCCCCUGCACGACAAUGGAAGCAACGGGACGUUCUGUAUCAAGCAACCACACUUUCAACUCCUCAGGUGAUGACUCUCAAUGGGAGGUCAGUGACAACAUUAAACUGUGUCGCUUCCUCUGCUAUGGCUCGGAGGGAGACAAAUACACUGCCAGAGAGGAGAAUCAUCCCAGCAUGGACAGAGUGGGAGCCCUGCUUGCCCUGCUUCAGGAAGGCCAAGGUGUUUUGGUCGUGGAGGAAAUAAAAAGAUUUGCUCAAAAUGGGCAAGCAGUCAGACUUGACCCUUGUAUAUUUGCCUUGGCUUUGUGCUCGCAGCACUCUGAGGUGAAGACCAGACAGGCAGCAUUCAACGCGCUGAGGGAAGUUUGCCAGGAACCUGCCCAUCUGUUUUCUUUCAUUCAAUAUAAGAAACAAUUAAAGGAGGACAUGAAGUGUGGAAUUUGGGGACGUGCCCUAAGGAAAGCCGUGUCAGACUGGUACAACGGGCAGGAUGCUCUGAGUCUUGCUGCGGGUGUGACCAGAUGUAAACAGAGAGAGGGGUGGUCACACCAGGAUUUACUCAGGCUCUCUCACACCAAACCAGCUCAUGAAGCUAUUGCCUUGAUCAGCAAAUAUGUAACAAAGGGAUGGAAAGACACCCAAGUGGCAUACACCGAUAAAGACAACUCAGACGAGGUUGUCAAAGUGCUUUCAUAUCUUGAAGUGGUGGAGAAGGUCAAGCACAGUUGUGACGAAACGGAGGUCAUCAAUUUGAUUGAGGAGCACAAAUUGGAGAGGGAGCAGCUUCUCACAGACCACCUCAAGUCCAAAUCAGUCUGGCGCGCGUUGUUAAAGGAAAUGCCUCUUCAGUCAGUACUAAAGAUCCUGGGAAAGAUGACGGCCAAAAAGGUGCUUCAACCUGAGAGUUUGGAAACACAGGCGCUGUGUGAGAGAAUCCAGAGUGAAGCAGCGCUGAAGAAGGCUAAGGUACACCCUUUCAGCAUCCAACUGGCUUGUGAAAACUACAAAAGAGGCCAAGGCUAUCAGGGUAAAACAAAAUGGGCAGCCGAUAGCAGUAUCCUCAAAGCCCUGGACUCUGCCUUUUAUAAGAGUUUCUUGAAUGUGGAGCCAGUCGGUAAAAACUUUGUCGUGGCUGUUGACGUGAGCACAUCAUUGACCAGUGUUCUCCCAGGGACGUCAGUCAGCACGGCCGUCGCUGCCGCAGUAAUUGCAAUGGUGUUUGUGAAAACAGAGGCCAACACACAUGUGCUGGCGUACUCUGAAGGAGCUUUGAAGCUGUGCUCUGUAUCUGCUGACAUGACUCUGGCGCAAACUACCGAUGAACUAGUGAAGAUCCCUGGGGGGAGCACUGAUUGCACUCUUCCCAUUACGUGGGCCACAAAAAAGGGCAAAGCUGUGGAUGUGUUUAUCAUUCUCACCAACAACCCAGUGUGGACUUUCACUGCCAGCCCCGUGGAGACUCUGAAGAAGCACAGACAAAAAACAGGAUGCCGUUCCAAGUUGGUGAUGUGUGGGAUGACAUCAGUCGGCCACACCAUCGCAGACACGGAGGACAGAGGUCUACUGAUUAUCAGCGGCUUUGAUCUUGGUGCCUUUAGCGUCAUUCGUAACUUAGCACAGGAUCUAAUGUAAAAGUGUUUGAAACAUGGAAUUGCAUCAUUUGACUAAAACAUGAAGGAACACAGCGAAACGACUUGGCUCAGAAUAGAAUAUAUAGUGUACCAAGCACUAAUCCAGGAAGACAAAGUGUCCAGCAGGCUGGACAACACUCUCAAAAUAUAAUGUGCAUAUGUUUUAUGGCUUGAAAAGGUAAUUAUAACAUAUGACUGCAUGUAGUGCUGCUAAAAUUUCAGCUCAGACAGCAAUACUUUUUCAUUUGCUGUUGAAAUGCUGAGACAUGUGAGCAUUGUCAACAUCAAGACAGAUGGCAUGAUGGUCAUACCCUGCUACUGAGUGCAGCAUCAUGUAAAAUGUAGUGGCUUUUGAUUGGCUGUAGUGACAUGUUCUAUACAGAGGCUUAACAGCAGAUGUAGCCUGUGUUUAUUAGAAGGGGAUUUAUAGUAAUAGGGUGAUGAUUUAGCAAGGCUGGUGUAAAGGUAUUUUAUAAGGUUUUUCCGCUGAUUCUCUCAAGUGAUUAGACAUUACCAGGUUUCCUGCAUUGGAAAGGAAAAGCACCAACGUUUGGAAUUUUCCAUGUUAAAUUCUCAGAUUUGUGUUCUGAAAUGUUGAAUGAGUACAUUGCUGUUUACAGUUCCAUUUACUCGCUGGAAUGACUGUUGGUUGUGUUAAUUUUCUUUCCACAAUGUCAAAUUAAUUUUGAGACCAGUUGAAAAAAUGCAAGAUUUACAUUUUGCACUGAAGGAAAAUAAAUAAAUAAAUGGGAGAGCGACAGGGGAAAAAUUGGAGUGAGCAGUUUAGUGCAAACAAGCAUAAAAGUGAAAUAGGCUGUUCAUCAGCUGAUGAAAACUAAGACCACAGCCUUUCAAAAACAAAAUUUUGGCAAAAAUGUGGAUUCAUUGUCAUUUUUUGUCAGGUAUUCACACUGUCAUGAUCUCUUGAUGGCAAAGCUUUCCAUCUUUGAACGCAGCCAGAUUGUUGAGCUGCAUAAGCAAGGCAUCAUGUAGCACGGCAUUGCUGCUGAGUUUGGACGCAGUAAGACGGUCAUUUUAACCUUCUUAAAAGAUCCUGUGUGUUACGGGGGGGGGGGGGAUGCACCAGCCUGAGCCGGAGGUUCCGAUUGGCUGCUAAGACACAAGACCAUCCUCGGCCCAAAUGAAGGUUGUUACUGAUACGGAGUGCAAUCCAAUAACCAACAGACGGCAUCUGCGAAAGAAGGAUUUUAAGAACAAAAAAUGUUCUUCAACGUUACAAAAUUGCCCGUUUUGAAUUUGCACAAGAGCACGGGAGAACAUGGGACAUUGAAAGGUGGAAGAUGAGAUCCCACAUGGGAACAAAGAAGCUUCAGGUCCUGCAGGGGUGUCAAAUGGCAGUUGGCUGUGUGGAGAUGUUGCAGGGGGCAUCCCUCAUGACUGAAGGCCCUCAUCUGUGUGGUAAUGACUGUGCUUUUGAACAAGACAACACUGCAGUUCACAAUGCCUGCCUGACAAAGGACUGCUUCCAGAGGAAUAACCUCUUUUUCUGGCCAUCCUGUAUGUUCUCCUGAUCUCCAUCCAAUUGAGAACAUUUGUGGAUGGACAGUUCCAGACAGUGGAUGCCCUCCGUGAAGCCAUCUUCACCACCUGGAGCAACAUCCCCACUAUAGCCUCAAGUAAACACUGCCGUCAGGAGCUAUCAGUUCCCUUGUCAGAUGUUUUGCUAUAAAAGUAAUGUUGUUGCCCUGAAAUGCAGUUUUUUUGCAUUUUUCUUUCCCAUUUGUAGUGUUUUAGUUAUUGGAGCAAUUGGGUGUUCUCAGAAUUAUGUACACCACAUUUUAAAAAACGCCAAUAUUAGUUUUUUAACCAUGGGAAAAACCUCUUUUACAACAAUAGUUUAGCAUUUUUUAUGUAAGAAGCAAAACAUUUAAAGUAAAAUACAACUCUGAAAUCAAAUGGAACAGAACUUGGUAAAAUUAAAUUUACAAAUGUAAUUGUAGGGCAUAUAUUAUUGUAGCACCUGUAAUACAUAAAAACAAUGUUUUGUUUGGUCAGGUAAUCGUACUUAUUGCCACAAUAGCAAACGGCAAACGGUUGAGUUUUUUCCAUCCAGUACUGAUGUAAAUUUCAAUGAUUUAAACAUGAUCUGGCCACUGAUCAAAGUGAUACAAAACAAAAGUGUGGAUUUGGGCUGUAAUGCUAAUACAAUCUGUUAUGGUGAAGCUCUGAUACAACAACUAGUUGCGUGUUUUUAAAUAACUUGUUGAACGGCACAUUUUCCUGUUGUCUUCUGUAUGCUGCUCAUUAUUUGUAGUGCUUAAAUCCUAAUAAACACUAAGAUGAUGUUCGUAUUCU